Cloeon dipterum is the source of this 967-nucleotide messenger RNA. RefSeq names its product C-type lectin domain family 4 member F-like. Gene Ontology annotation, molecular function: signaling receptor activity. Bases 104 to 886 code for a protein of 260 amino acids. The record is from RefSeq and is a predicted model, not a curated record. NCBI's taxonomy places the organism in Eukaryota, Metazoa, Arthropoda, Insecta, Ephemeroptera, Baetidae. The transcript has 7 exons.
ACAUGGUCACUGACGUGAUUUAACUCAUUUAGACAAACCAGUGCGCUUGGGUCACUUCGCAAAAAGCUUUGGUUCUUGAAAGCUACUGCUCAACUUAAUCAUUAUGAAGUUGAACCCUUUGAUUUUGUUGGCUUUGAUAUCAAACUUCCAAAUUUCCGUCCUCGCAGCAAAAAGACGGCAGCAAAGUAGUCAGGGGAACAGCGAGCACACGGUUGACUACCAAGAGCUCAAUAAAAUGGGAGAAAGAAUGUGCAACAAAAGUGUGGAGGUCGUGGAAGAAAAGGUGAAGAGCGUAACAACACAGAUCAGCCUAAAUCAAGUCCUUUGCGAAACUCAAAUCAAGGCCAUACGCGAUAGCGAAGAAAUGAACAACCAAAUGUGUGAUUUCAGGAUGAAAUUAGCGAACCAACAAUGCAUCUUGAAUGGCACAAUCUCGUCCAUAUCUAAAAAUGGUAGAACUGUUUCUGGGCGUGUUGCAAGGAAGUUAAUGCCACUAUUUCCAGGAUCGAAGUAUUACAUCAGCAAGGAGAAGAUGAGUUGGCAUCUGGCAGGCAAGUUUUGCAAAUCAAACGGUAUGGAGCUGGCUAGUAUCGAAACAGAGGCCGAAAAUAACGCUCUUCUCGAUGCCAUUGAUGAUGAGAACUCGAAAGAAUUUUAUUGGCUGUCUGGCAGCGAUUUGGGGUCAGAAGGAACUUUCUAUUGGGCUGGGACAGGUUUGGAUGUUAGCGGAUUUACUUACUUCGCCGAAGGACAACCGGACAAUCGUGGUGGCAAAGAACACUGCCUUCAAUUCUGGAGAUUUUCAUCUGCUACUCUUGCUUGGAAUGAUCAUCAAUGUCAGCUAAAUUUCCGUUUUAUCUGCGAGGUCAACGAAAAUGUGCUGUGAGGGGUGGAAAAUUGUGAAGGGACGCUGAUUUGAAAUGCAGGUGUUUCGACACAGGAUGCAAUAAAAAAUGCACCAUAUUAU